AUGGGCCCCCUGAGUCCGAACCCGAACUCGUUGGGCGUGGCCACGGAGAAUAUCUCGGCACUCGAAAGGUUGGAGGCCCGCGGCGUGGGCCCCACAGUGGAAGACUGCGGGGCUGAUGACGUGGACCGUCGGAUCCGGACGUGGAUCCGACCGCUGCCGUCGAUCUCGGAGUCCGUGCAGAGUGGGUCCCGGCCGUCGAGGGAGAUGACAUCGUUGUCCACGUGGAUCUCGGUGAUGGCUGCGGCAUUCGGGCCGGGGAAUUGGGCCCGGAUUAGGAUGCACAACGACUUGUACCAUGAGGCUUUGAGUGAAGUCCCCAUACAUGGCCUUGAGCAAAGGUAUCCCCAUAACGAGCGUGUUGGGAAGCGUCGAGACGGAGAAGAUGGUGAUGAGCCAGUCGAGGCCGUGGGCCCCACGGCGGAUUAA
Striga asiatica is the source of this 426-nucleotide messenger RNA. NCBI's taxonomy places the organism in Eukaryota, Viridiplantae, Streptophyta, Magnoliopsida, Lamiales, Orobanchaceae. The record is from the annotation of a GenBank genome assembly.